This is a messenger RNA of Neoarthrinium moseri, 1086 nucleotides long. RefSeq lists its product as uncharacterized. NCBI's taxonomy places the organism in Eukaryota, Fungi, Ascomycota, Sordariomycetes, Amphisphaeriales, Apiosporaceae. The transcript is spliced from 3 exons. Gene Ontology annotation, molecular function: protein binding. The record is from RefSeq and is a predicted model, not a curated record. The coding region runs from base 1 to 1086 and encodes 361 amino acids.
AUGAGAAUCCGGUUUCUUUCCUUGGCGAUUGCGCCAUCUACUAUAUGCGCCUACUCAAGUUUCACUACAGCGCCAACAUUUCUCGACAGCUCCCUCCUCUGCGCGAGUACCUUGUUUCAACCUUUGUACUGCGGACGCAGCAACCGCGAUGGCCUCAUAACCAACUUGCAAUUGGAAGAGGAACAUUGUCUGACGGCUCCUAUCGUAAGAGCUCCUUCCAAUACCACAUGGGAGGUCAGACCUUCCAUUGGCAAGGGAUUGGGCGUCUUUGCCACAGCUUUGAUCAAGACCGGGACGCGUAUCAUGGUCGAGGAGCCGUUAUUCUCCAUCAACCCUCCCGAGUUCGUUCCAGGCAAGGGCUAUGAGAUACAGGCCAUGAUAGACGACGUAGACGUGGCAGUUGCAGGUCUGACGGCGGAGCAGCGCAGCGACUUCCACUCUUGCCACGAGUACCGGCUCCCGAGUGAGCAGGAGUCGGACGAGCACCGCAACAUGUUCAUAUUCCGGAGCAACGCCUAUACGCUGACGGACGGGACGGUGGCCAUGUUCCCCAAGAUUGCCAAGAUCAACCACUCGUGCCGGCCGAACGCGGCCAACGUCUGGAGCGAGGCAUCCGGCCUCAGAAUCAUCUGGGCCGCGCGAGAUAUCCAGGCAGGAGAAGAGGUGACUGUCACCUACGCGCCACUGCUCAAGUCGCAUGCCGGGCGCCAGAGCCGUCUGUCCCAGUACGGCUUCCAAUGCACGUGUGCGGCUUGCGUGGAUCACGAGCGUACGGACUCAGAGAGGGUGAAGAUGGGCAAGUACCUAUCAGAGCUGGAGGAUAGACUGACGCGCAACACCUCAGAGUUUGCCAACAAGAAGCUCUUGCCAAAGGCCUUGGCCCUGGUUGAAAUGCUCGAACUUGAGCAUAUGAUGGAUUAUCUGCCGAACGCAUAUUACGUAGCUGCCGAAAUCUCACUCCGAUUGAAAGACAGCCUAGCAGCCUCGAAGUGGUCGACAAAGGCUUUGACGCUCCAUGGGUAUGCUGAUGAAAGGUCACACGCUGUAUUGCAAGAGCGAUUGUUCCUAGACAGGAUUUCACAUUGA